Ascochyta rabiei is the source of this 924-nucleotide messenger RNA. RefSeq lists its product as uncharacterized. Bases 1 to 924 code for a protein of 307 amino acids. Gene Ontology annotation, molecular function: GTP binding; GTPase activity. The transcript has 2 exons. Gene Ontology annotation, cellular component: endomembrane system. The record is from RefSeq and is a predicted model, not a curated record. Gene Ontology annotation, biological process: intracellular protein transport. NCBI's taxonomy places the organism in Eukaryota, Fungi, Ascomycota, Dothideomycetes, Pleosporales, Didymellaceae.
AUGGCCAACAGCCUCGAGGCCAAGAUCGUAGUGCUCGGCAGCCAGGGCGUAGGAAAGACUUCGUUUGUCCACCGCUAUGUUAAGAACGCAUUCGCACCACCUUCGACGCAGUCUACCAUAGGCGCGUCCUUCCUUACGAAGAGAGUCAUCGAUGUCGACACAUCCACGGUCGUCAGGUUGCAGAUCUGGGACACUGCAGGGCAAGAGAGGUUUAGGUCCAUCUCCAAGCUAUAUUACAGAGGAGCCAACGCUGCCGUACUUUGCUAUGAUAUCACCGACCCACAGUCGUUCGACGAGAUGGGACGUUGGCUGAAAGAGCUCAAAACCAACCUCGGAGAUGAUAUUAUUUUACACGUUGUAGGAACAAAGUCGGACGUCGUCGCCGAAGACCCAUCUCAACGCAAAGUCCCUUUCGAGCGAUGCAUAGCAUACAUCGCCGAACAGCUAUACCCAGCGCAGAAUGCACAAGAGCACAGCGGACAUCCUGCAGGAUGGAGUUCAGCCCCUGCGACGUUUCGCAGUGGUGCAAUGGCGUCUCCCCAGAGCAAUCGAUCGAGUGGCUUCUGGGGCCAGGACAUUGGCUGGGACUGCUGCCACGAGAUCAGCGCAAAGGACGGCGAGGGUGUAGAUGAGGUGUUCCGAGUCAUCACAAGGAAACUAGUCGAACAGCAGCAACGAAGAUUCGAGGCUGAGCAGAGACAGCUCGCGAUGGCUGGCAUGACACCUGGCGUCGACGCAUACGGCAACAACAACGGAUACUUCGACUACCCUGGAAAUGGGAAUGGAAGCUUCCGCGUAGGCGCUGGCGACAAGCGACGAAGCUGGCUAGGAUUUCCUGCUACACCCGGCGCCAGCGGUCAUCAACAAGAUUGGGAGCGUGACAUCGACCGAGCGCAGAAAACACAAGGCGGCAGAUGUUGCUGA